Messenger RNA from Mus musculus (house mouse), 6654 nucleotides. RefSeq names its product glucose-fructose oxidoreductase domain containing 1 (gene Gfod1). Gene Ontology annotation, cellular component: extracellular region. The transcript has 2 exons. NCBI's taxonomy places the organism in Eukaryota, Metazoa, Chordata, Mammalia, Rodentia, Muridae. The record is from RefSeq and is marked provisional. Gene Ontology annotation, molecular function: identical protein binding; nucleotide binding. Bases 676 to 1848 code for a protein of 390 amino acids.
GGGAUCCCGGAGCCGGAGCCCGAGCCCGAGCGGGGCCGAGGCCGCCCAAGGCGCGCUGCGAGCGAGCGAAUAUGGCAGCAGAAUGAGGAGCCUGGCGCCGGGUGGUGUCCGCCGCUGCGGUGCUGCUGCUCGGGAUCGGCGCCUGGUACACUACGAGCCUCAUCCUUAGUCGGCCUCCGGGUGGCCUCUGGGUUCCAUUCGUUACCAAGGACUUGGGGAAAAAGAAGAUCCGCAGCCCACAGAGGGUGGUGAAGCGGGAGCGCCAUCCGGGAGAGAGAUUCUGCCGGGAUGAGCCGGCCAUGGGGCGGCCUCCGCGGGGCGCACGGAGCCGGCCGGCGCUGCGGCGGGAGCGCUGCCUGAGCCCGGGCUCCACGGGGCUUCGGGGCCUCGUGCGUCCUGGCGGAGUCCCUGCCGCUGUCUCCGGGAAGGACACGAGCCCCGAGUGGCGGGCACUGCAGCAGUCACCGCGCUGAGGCUCCCGGAGCCUGCAGGGUCUGUGGUUCGGUGCGCUGUCACGCCACCGCACUCGGGCGCCUUGCCCGGGGCUCGGCGGCUAGCGCAGCGCAGCGAGGUCGGUCGAGGAGCCGGGGACUGCGGGACCGGCCGGAGAGGCGUGUGCGCCGGUGUUCGACUGGAGAUCCCGGCAGCAGCAGAACCGGGCGGACCUGAGCAGCCAUGCUUCCCGGGGUGGGCGUGUUCGGCACCAGCCUCACAGCCCGAGUCAUCAUCCCGCUGCUGAAAGAUGAGGGCUUCGCGGUGAAGGCGCUGUGGGGCCGCACGCAGGAAGAAGCCGAGGAGCUGGCCAAGGAGAUGAGCGUUCCUUUCUACACCAGCCGCAUCGACGAGGUGCUCCUGCACCAGGAUGUGGACUUGGUGUGCAUCAACCUGCCGCCGCCGCUCACUAGGCAGAUCGCUGUCAAAACCCUGGGAAUAGGCAAGAAUGUCAUCUGUGACCGUACCGCCACGCCGCUGGACGCCUUCCGCAUGAUGUCAGCGGCCCACUACUACCCGAAGCUCAUGAGCAUCAUGGGCAACGUGCUGCGCUUCCUCCCAGCCUUCGUACGCAUGAAGCAGCUGAUUGAGGAGGGCUACGUGGGCGAGCUGCUGGUGUGCGAGGUGCAGGUGCACAGCGGUAGUCUGCUGGGCAAGAAAUACAACUGGAGCUGCGACGACCUGAUGGGUGGUGGCGGCCUGCACUCCGUGGGCACCUACAUCAUUGACCUGCUCACCUUCCUCACGGGCCAGAAGGCUGUCAAGGUCCACGGGCUGCUCAAGACCUUUGUCAAGCAGACGGACCACAUCAAGGGCAUCCGUCAGAUCACCAGUGAUGACUUCUGCACCUUCCAGAUGGUGCUGGAGGGUGGAGUGUGCUGCACCGUUACCCUGAACUUCAAUGUGCCUGGAGAGUUCAAGCAGGACGUGACCGUGGUGGGUUCCGCUGGGCGGCUCCUGGCGGUGGGCACCGACCUCUAUGGACAGCGCAAUAGCGCCCCAGAGCAGGAGCUGCUGCUUCAGGACACUACAUCCGUGAGCAACUCCCUGCUGCCUGAGAAGGCAUUCAGCGACAUCCCCUCGCCCUACCUGCGGGGCACCAUGAAGAUGAUGCAGGCAGUGCGCCAGGCCUUCCAGGAUCAAGAUGACCGGCGCACGUGGGACGGCCGGCCUCUUACCAUGGCUGCCACCUUCGACGACUGCCUGUACGCUCUUUGCGUGGUAGACACCAUCAAGAGGUCCAGCCAGACUGGAGAGUGGCAGAACAUCGCCAUCAUGACCGAGGAGCCAGAGCUGAGCCCUGCCUACCUGAUCAGUGAGGCCAUGCGCAGAAGCAGGAUGUCCCUUUACUGUUAGCACUGGGACCUGGUGGACUUGACCUGUUUGCUGCGUGGGGCCAGUUAGGAGGAAAUGCACUGUGGAGUGGGUGGCCGUGGGUGGCCGUGGGUGGGGAUUAUGGAAGGGGCAGCAUGAAUGCACAGCAUGUAGGGUGGUCCCCGUCCUAAGUAGAGGGCCCAAGUCACAGGUGAUGGUGGUGGGCCGAUGUCAUAUUCAGAAAGGCGUGCCAUCUUAAUUGGGUAUCUGAUGAGAGGAAGUAUGUUUAACUAGCACCUUUGCAGUCCAUUACUGUGAGAAGCAAGGAGGGGCUGCCCCUUGCCCUACCUCAUCCAUCCACAGACCUUGGCCUUCUUUGCAAGCCAAGGCUGUGUAUCAAAUGAGGAGCUCAGCCAGAGCUAGGCUCUCUGUCAGCGCCCCCCACUGGCAGGAGAGGGCAUUUCAUCAAAUGCCUACAUAGGGUUUUUGGUUUGGUUUUUGGUGGAGGGAGGUGAGGGUGGGGGUGGGAAGGGCGAGCCUUUGAGAAAGUUGUAAUUCCGGGAAGCCACUGUGUGUUUUGCUUUAGGAACCUGCAGGAAAAGUGCACCACUCCCUUGGUUGCUGUCUUCUAGGAAGCAUUAGAUACCUACCUGGCUCGUUGCUGUUAGUGCAGUAUAGAGUAACGGGCAGCCAUGGAGGCGGCAAGCUGUGCCUCUGAGCUGACCAAGAUGGCAAACAAGCUACAAUGAGCUACUUCAGAGUCCUCCUUCAGCAGGGGUGGCUGUGGAUCAACAGUUCUGCCAAGAGGCUCUCUAGGCAGCGCUGAGAACCGCUACAUGUGGCAUGGGCUUAAAACUGCAGCUGCCUGCCUGGGUGGGGCGCCUGCAACCCUGGGUGUAGCAAUAUGAGCGCCCCAAAAGAAGGAAACAUGAGGCCAGCCCCAGAGUCGCUGUAAGCUCCAACUGCCAAGCUGAAGAAAGACAUUUAGGACGGCCAGCUUUGUAGACUUAAACAAGAAGCCUGUGGCUUCACCCCAUAGAGUCCCUUUCCCUUUAAGAAGACUCAAGGCUCUUUUCCUUGCCUUUGGCCUUGGCUCUCAGGAUUCUGACAGCUGGAAACUUCUGAAUAGGUAUUAAAACAAAAAGCCAACAGGGCACAUAGCCCUCAGUGUUUCUAAAACAGGGAUACAGAGCCUGGAGAGGUCUGUACAUAGGUAGAGAAGGUUCAAGUUGGAAAAAACAAACAAAGCUAUCUUUUUCUUCCCCUCCUGUUUGCCUAGUCCCCCCCCCCAAUUUAAAACUAGAGAUGACCAAGUACUAACUGACAGACAGACAGACAGACAGAGACAACGCCUAUUGUCACAUAGGUAGACACGCCUUUGUAAAUGUUUGCUCUCCUCAAGUAUCACUAAAACAUUCGAGUCUGGUCUUGAGAGAAAGAGCAAGUCACAUACAUUUUGAAAAUGGGAGUGUUGCCUUUUCCUUGGCUGGCUUUGCCAACCCUCACCAGGCAGUUUUGAAGCUGGCUAUGUAGACUCUAAGUAGUCGGCCUGAGUCCAGUCAGCGUUCCUCCCUGGGGCCCUGGUAAUUCAGAGACAGUCAUAUUGGAGGCCACACACACCAGCAGAAUCAUGGUCCUUCGCUAGUGUAAAGAGGCAGGUGUUGUCCUUUAAGGAAGCCCCCCUCGCCCCCCCCCCACCAUCAUACAACGUGGUAAAGUCAGUCAACUGAAACCUUCCGAGGCUUUGAUUUGCUGCCACCCCUCAUGAAUAGUGUUCCAGGUUUGCAGUUAUUGGAUCAGAACAGCACUCUUCACAUAGCCACAUCAUAGACGUUUUUAGGGAUCCCUGCUCUCCUAAAUUGCUCCCCGAGUCAGUAAUUCCCCCAUCCCAGCUACCCCAAAAAAGCUGUGAUUAGGGAUGAAAUUGGGGGGCAUGGUGGGUGGCUCUAUGAAAUUCAUUUUUCUAAGUCAUUUACCUAAGUAGAUAUGCGUGGGCAUUCCAUUUCUGGGUUCUCUACUCUCUCCAGGAUAUUUGAGAGCUUUCCUUUUAGAGGCCUUGGAGCUCUGUGAUGCACAUGCAGGGUUUAUACAAAAACUCCCAUUUGAGGCUGGGGGCUAUGGAAAGAAUAUGUAUUCUUUGGAAGAAGCAUGAGAGAACAGUAAGGAUACUGAGGUUCUAUCGAGUGGGACAGAUGGAGAGGCAGUUCUCUGAAAGCAAAAAUGGCGGCACACAGGGCUAGGGGCUUCUUUCAUGCUCCUUCAGCUCCUGCCUUUCCAUGUGCACAUUCUUGAUUGGCUGGAGCAGUGUGAGGCUGAAGCCCCAAGCUCUUGACAACAUUCUGCAGAACAACUUGGAUCUAAGUAAGUCCUGGCAAUAACCCAGCCUACAGAGGCUGUUAGGAGCCUUUCCAGUCAGUUUCCCCUCACCUUGCUCGCUCCCAUCCUUUUAUAAGUACUGCUGAUGGUCUCUACUAAAAGCCAGGGUUCCCAGAGAUUUUAAAGCAGGUAUAUAUAUAUAUAAUAUGUGUGUGUGUGUGUGUAUAGAUACAUACACACACACAUGUAUGGGAAUGCCCUGGGUUUAUCUGCCAAGUUAAGAGUCUAGGACUCCUCUGUGGUCACUGUCAGUUCCUCUAAGACUUAUUCUCAGUGGUAAAGUUGCAUCUUAGUUUUCCUGGCAGCACAUCUCUGGGUCAGGUCUCGUCAGCACUCAAGGUACAGUGCCACCCGGCUCACCCACCGAACACAGUCUUGUAGAUACAUCUUAUCAUCAUCUACAAAGAUAGCAUUGGGUACUGUCUCAUUCCCUCUAUGUAUACAUGAAGAUGUGACAUGCCCAAAGCCACACAAUGAGUGAGCAAAUCGCUGUCUGUACUUGUUGUUCUGGCCGGGAAAGCAUUCCUCAUGGAGCCCUGUAGGGGGCGUGCUCCCACCUCAAGGAGCAACAGUAUAAGAGGCGUGGCCUGGGGUCCACAACAGCCACAGUUGAGCAGGAUGCCAGCAGGUUGGCAGUUACAGCUGCAGAAAAUGUAGUUUUUCACCCCCUUCCCAGAUGGAAAUGUCACUUAGCUGCUUUUAAGCAGACUUUCCCAUGUUGAUGUUUAAGUGACUCAGCAGCCCUCGGCGCUGGAGACUGUCUAAGCAUCAUUGGCUGUCUUGGACUUGGUUGUGGGGCAUAGGAAGAAGACACCCAAGGGAGGAACACAAUGGCCAUGGCCACCCACUUCUUUAGAUUCAGGGUUGGGGAGCCCAUUUUUCCUGAUUUGCAGUUUGUAACUGACGUCUUGUACCUUCAGGGCUACCACACAGGGAAGGGAGGCUCAUCCAGGCCAUUAAGCUGCCUAGCUGAUGAGCUCAGACCUGCACUGCACCGGACAGUAUUCGCUGAGCUGUCACAGGAAGACCCGUAUUUUACAGAUGUGUUAUGUGUUAGGGAUAGAACCCCUAGCUCUGUGCAUGGCAGGCAAGCUCUCUACCGCUCAGCCAUACCUCCAACCUCAAUUAAAUCUUGAAAGUAUUCAGAAAACCUUGUGACAACAACAAAAGGGCAAUCUCUAAUUAUGCAUCUCUGGAGGCUAGGGGACAGAGAGCCAGGUAUUCACCCUGAGAAGAACGCAAGGCCCACUCUACUCAUAGGCUAUUGUCCUAUUGCUGGAUGUGAACUUUCACUCUGACUAGCCUGUGACUCUGGCUCCAUUCACUGGUGAUUUCUUUUGCCCACCAAAACCCCGGAUCUUGCAGGACAGGAUGACACUGGGGAACUAAGUACCUGUCAGACAAUCCUAUUUGUUUCCUUUGGGCAAGGGAGGUGUCAGAAGUCUGAAGUAUGGCUCCAGAGCCAUCCCCAGCACUUGUAUUCUGCUAGCUCACUCCGGUCAGCGUCCAGCAGGUGGGUUACGCUCUGCAUUUAGCUGGGGCUUCUAGAACUUCUCUGCAGUGAUGUGGUUUCCUCAGAGUUUAUCAGUCUGAGUGAUUGCAUUAGUACAAAGAAGCUAGCAGACCCAACUGGCCUUUUCUCCCCUGCAUCAGGGUCCUUAUCUGCUGGAGCCCUUAAGAGGGCCACUGAAGCCUCUGGCUCUCUUCCAGGCGACUGACGCAUUGCACUACUGAGUUCCCUGAAGUCUGCUGCAGCCCCUUGUUUACGCCAGCAGAGAACAGAGUGAUAAGAACAACAUUCGAGUGGACACGCUUGACGCUUAGUGCAGCGUUCAAACCUUGCCUGGACCUGGAAAUUGUCAGGGCCAUAGAGUCCCCUGUCACUGUGUGUCUCCUGUGCCCUGCCCAGCUCUCUGCUGUCCCCUGCAGCCACCACAAGGGCUAGGCUGUCCAAUGAGCCCCAUAGCUUCUAAGAAAUGCAGUGGCUUAUUUGUAGUACUCCGUGACAUCCCAGGUGAAGAAGCAAAAGCCUAUGAUCUGAUCUGAUCUCCUUUAUUCUGCCCUGUCCCUGGUUUAGGGGAGGGAGAACCUUCUAGCAACUACGGCUUUGUUUGCUGCCUGGUGCUUUUAUAGUCUGUCAUUUUUUUUUCAUUUCCUUUUUUUAAAAAAAAAAAAAAAAAAACACAAACCAAAAUUGCAUUGGUUUGGUUGUCAUUGUCUAGUCUAUAUUUAUUGUUUUACAAACAUGGGUGUAUAUGUAUGUAUAUGUAUAAAAACCAAACUUAUAUAUAUAAAAAGUCAAGGCAUGUAUACUAGAUAUUUUAAAGUUAUUUAUCAAAGGGAAAAGAUGUGUGUUAUAAAGUAAAACAGAGUCUAUAUUUUAUAUAUAAUGUAGAUAGUAAAAAAAAUAGCUUAUAAAUUAUAGAAGGUUUUACUUUUUGUUUUCUAUUAUUAAACAAAGAAAUUUAAAAG